AUGAAGAGAGAUCGAUCUGAUUACGAAGAAUCCAUCAAGAGUCUAGACAUUGCUAAAUGUUUGAUGAUACUAUCACAAACCUCAAUGGUCAAACAUAUCGGUGUGAGCCAAUUUACUGAGAGCAAUACGAGUAACCGGUUCGAAUGCAAAACGUGUAACCGGAAAUUUUCUUCGUUUCAAGCUCUUGGUGGCCACCGAGCAAGCCAUAAGAAGCCAAAGCUCACCGUUGAGCAGAAAGAUGUGAAACAUCUUAGCAACAACUACAAAGGAAAUCAUACGCACGAGUGUUCGAUAUGCGGUCAGAGUUUUGGGACCGGUCAGGCUUUAGGUGGUCACAUGAGACGACAUAGGUCAAGCAUGAUGGUCGAGCCAUCGAAGCUUAUCUCUACGGUGGUUCCUAUCAUGCCGGUUUUGAAACGAUGCAGUAGUAGCAAGAGGGUUUUGUCUUUGGAUUUGAAUCUAACUCCGUUAGAGAAUGAUCUUGAAUAUAUUUUUGGGAAGACUUUUUUCCCUAACAUAGAUAUGAAGUUCGUUGUUUAG
This is a messenger RNA of Arabis nemorensis, 540 nucleotides long. Lineage: Eukaryota; Viridiplantae; Streptophyta; Magnoliopsida; Brassicales; Brassicaceae. The record is from the annotation of a GenBank genome assembly.